AUGGCCGCCCUCACCGCCUCACUCGCAGUGCUCGCACUGUCCUUCCCUUCGCUUGCCCAUGGUUCGCUUGUCCGCGUGCGUCAAGCCCCCGCAACCCCGAGUAUCCCGGGAACAAACUAUACCUUCCUUGGAUGUUUUACUGAUCAAGGCGCCCGGUCUCUGGGCGACGCCAACUUCGUCAACACGACCGGCAUGACCGUAGAAUCAUGCGUGUCCUUCUGCUCGUCUGGAGGCUUCAAUUUCGCAGGGCUCGAGUUCGCGCAGGAGUGCUGGUGCGGCAACGAGAUUGCCAACGGGGGUACGAACGCCACCGAGUCGGACUGCAACUUCGCGUGCACGGGCGAUGCCUCUGAGAUCUGCGGCGCGGGAAACAGGCUCAGCGUCUACUGGGACGGCGUGGCUCCGCCCCCGCCUCCGAUCACCGUUCCGUCUGUCGGUCAAUGGGAGUCUCUUGGGUGCUUCAACGACUCGGUCAAUGCCCGUGUUCUGACCUUCGGCGUUAACGUUCCUGGCCCGUUCACUGUGGAAGGAUGCACACAAGCCUGCUUCAACGACAACUUCCCCAUCGCGGGGAUGGAGUUCGCGGCACAAUGCUUCUGCGACACGGGGAUACAGAACGAUGGGGCGCCCACGCCUCUGACGGAUUGCAACAUGGCGUGCAGCGGAAAUAGCUCAGAGUUCUGCGGCGGCCCCAACCGCCUUAACGUCUACAACUUUACGGGAACACUCUCUGGUCCGCCUAACACAGGUGGUGGUGGUGGCGGCGGCGGCGGCGGAGGCGCCACCCCCAUCGACGUGGCCCCCGUGAAGACGGGCCUGCCAGAGAAUUGGUCAUAUGGUGCAUGCUAUGUGGACAACGCGUUCGGCCGCAUUAUGGCAACUCAGCUGCCUGAUAACCAGGCAGUAACAGUCGAGUCCUGCAUUACGUCCUGCCAAUCUCAGAACUUCACCCUCGCCGGUCUGGAGUUUGGAGUUCAGUGCUUCUGUGGUAACACACUGAUCGAUGGUGCCGUUCCUGGCGACGAGGACACCUGUAACAUGGCUUGUGGAGGGAGCUCGACGGAAGCGUGCGGUGGCCCGAACCGCCUUUCGGUCUACACUGAGACCGGGAACGUGGUCGCCUUACCUGUUCCCACCCCUUUGAACAGCAGUCUCCCAGGUCAAUGGGAAUACAAAGGCUGUCUCCAGGAACCCGAUGGUGCUCGCGUAUUCCCGUACCAGAACAUCUUCACGAACAACAACACCAUCGAGGGAUGUCUGAACCUGUGCGCGUCCUUCGGAUACCCUGCUGCUGGUGCCGAGUUCGGCGAUGAGUGCUGGUGUGGUGACAUCACGGACGUUAACAACGAUGCUGCUGGGUUCGCCGACCCCUCUCUGUGCAACAUCGCUUGUUCUGGCGAUCCCAUCCACCUCUGUGGCGGCGAAGCACGGUUGCAGCUCUAUGAGUGGAACGGUGUCAUGAAUGACUGGCAUACCCCGGAGAACACUGGACGCUACGAGUUCUUCGUGCCCGGUGUGGUCGUUCCCUUGAUCGUCACGCUCGGCAUCAACAACAAGGUCACGUUCGUUGAGAAGUUCGGAACUAGCGAGUUCACCAACUCCACUGGCGCGUACGAGCUGGACCUGAGCUUGGUCAACGACUUUGAGAAGACGUGGCGUACGAUGCACGUAAAGUCUGACGUCUUCUGCUCUGCGGGCCUUGUGCUGCCCGACAGGAAGGGACGUCAACUUGUGGUCGGCGGUUGGUCACUUGACAGCACCUUCGGCGUCCGCCUGUACACCCCUGACGGGAGCGCCGGUGUCAACGGCACGAACGACUGGGAGGAGAACUUCCAAGAGCUCAAGCUCCAGAGGGGACGCUGGUACCCGUCGUCGCUGGUUCUGUCCAACGGCAGCGUCUUGGUCGUAGGCGGCGAAGAAGGCAGUAACGGGGCGCCUGAGCCUACUUUGGAGAUCCUGCCCACCCCAGUGGGAGGCCCAACGUUCCUAUUCAUGGACUGGCUCAACCGCACAGACCCCAACAACCUCUAUCCCUUCCUGCACAUGCUUCCGAGCGGCAACCUGUUCGUCGGUUACUACAACGAAGCUCGGAUCCUCAACCCCGCAACAUUUGAUACGAUCAAGACGCUCCCCAACAUGCCAGGAUCCGUCACGAGUUUCCUCGCUGGCCGCACUUACCCCCUCGAGGGCACUGCGGUGCUGUUCCCUCAGCACGCGCCUUACACCGAUCCUCUCACUAUUCUCGUAUGUGGUGGCUCGAACUUCGGCGUUGCUUUGGACAACUGCGUGAGCAUCCAACCGGAAGCAGAGAACCCAGAGUGGGUGCUGGAGCGCAUGCCAUCCAAGCGUGUCAUGACUUGCAUGGUAACUCUGCCCGAUGGCACAUUCCUCAUCGUCAACGGCGCCCAGCAGGGCGUUGCAGGCUUCGGGCUCGCUACCGAUCCGAACUUCCAGGCACUCCUGUACGACCCCACCCAGGCCGUCGGCUCACGCAUCUCGAUCCUCAACACGACCAUCGUGGCCCGUCUAUACCACUCUGAGGCGACGCUCCUUCCGGACGGCCGCGUCCUGAUCUCUGGAAGCGACCCCCAGACGCCCGGAUUCCCUGAGGAGACGCGUGUCGAGGUGUACAUUCCGCCAUACCUGACAGAUGGCCGCCAGCAGCCCAGCUUCACCAUCGCGCAGAACGACUGGCAGUACGGCGGCCAAUACACCUUCACCGUCGACCUGCCGCAAGGCACGACUGACACCAUGCGCGUUUCCCUCAUUGCCGCCACGGCGAGCACGCACGGAAACUCCAUGGGCAUGCGCACGCUCUUCCCCGACUUCUCGUGCAACGGCAACACGUGCACGGUCACCGCGCCGCCGAACUCGUUCGUCUCGCCGCCCGGGUGGUUCCAGAUGUUCGUGCUCGACGGGCCGACGCCCUCGCACUCGAACUGGGUGCGCAUCGGCGGCGACCCCGGCGCGCUCGGCAACUGGCCCGACUUCCCCGACUUCACGCUCCCGGGCACGGGCCCCAUCUAG
Molecule: messenger RNA, 3027 nt
Organism: Trametes versicolor FP-101664 SS1
Lineage: Eukaryota; Fungi; Basidiomycota; Agaricomycetes; Polyporales; Polyporaceae
Exons: 25
Coding region: 1-3027 (1008 amino acids)
Source: RefSeq, a predicted model, not a curated record